Molecule: messenger RNA, 735 nt
Organism: Echinostoma caproni
Lineage: Eukaryota; Metazoa; Platyhelminthes; Trematoda; Plagiorchiida; Echinostomatidae
Source: the annotation of a GenBank genome assembly
AUGAGCCGACUACAUCAUCGAGUCGGUCGUACUAGGCGACUGGAUAAGCCGAUAGUUCAUCGUCUGCGUGAAUCAGUCAUUCUCUCCCCCGUGCCUGAAUGGGCCAAAUCCGCCACCGUGAACUACCAGUGGCCCAGCAAUUUGGUUAUAGCCCCGGCUGUCGGCUCUUCAUCUUCUCACUUUGUUGGCAAAACACCUCCACCCCACAAGAAGUCAAACCCGGAACUUCAACAGGAGCUCGAACGAUGUUUGAAACUGCGCGAUGGGGCGUCACGAAUUCUACCACUCACUCAGAAUCGAUUGCAACAAUUGGACGCGAUCAAGACGCUUUUUGUCACAAACGAACAGGUACUACUGUGUCUUCAGCGAGUACAACGCGAGAAAGUGGAGGAUGCGAUCUCAGCCAAUCGAACCUCACCGAAUAUCACGCCCCCGCGCACUGAUCUACCUCGUGAACCGAUUCUUCGAACCCGGAAUCAUGCACAAGCGGGUGUGGCCAAAUUAUGUCUAUCAGAUAUACGCAUUCCCUUGCUCUGGCGAGAUGGCCCCCUCGGUGUGAACAUGCAAGUCCUGAUGCAACGUUUGUUCCCCCAGUCUCAGUCCUUACUGACCACAGCCAGUUUGUUGGCCGGUGCCGGGGAUAUGGCCGAUCGGACAGACACCGGCGAACAAUGUGANGUAUUCUGUCUGGCAUGCGGUAUUCUGUCUGGCUCGUCCGGGUCACACGAUUCGUGA